Tauraco erythrolophus (red-crested turaco) is the source of this 2211-nucleotide messenger RNA. The record is from RefSeq and is a predicted model, not a curated record. Lineage: Eukaryota; Metazoa; Chordata; Aves; Musophagiformes; Musophagidae.
GGAUUGAUAGUAUUCAGUCCUGCUGACAACUCAGAGACUCAGUCUGGCACUUGUGAACCGGGAAAUUCAGCAUGUGCUGGAAGGAUAAUGCUGAAUGACUCCGAUCCUUUGCUGCCCUCCCCUGGCUCUCCUUUUCAUUCAGCUCCACCAGGAGAAACCGUUCGAACCUCUAAUGCUGUGUCAGUGUUUCAGGGUGGGGACAGUGGUGUCCAUGCUAUGGAACAAACUGUAAGUUCACAGCCAGUGCCAUUGGAAUCCGAAUCUAAUACUGACAACAUGGAAAAUAGUUCUCCUGCAUCAGUUUUGGAUGAGAAAGAUGAGCAAAGCAAUGAGGAGGAACAAAAAACUAUCAAACCUACGAGUAAGGAGUUCCGGAAAACCUGGGGGUUUCGAAGGACUACGAUUGCUAAACGAGAAGGUGUAGGAGAUGCUGAUGUGGACUCUAGUGAACAACAUCCACAACAGCAGCAACAAAGCUUAAACCUCAGGCGCAGCGGACGGCAACCAAAGCGAACGGAAAGAGGGGAAGAAUUUCUGACGACAGUAAGACGCAGAGGAAGGAGGAGUGUUCCUAGUGCUCUGGAAGAUUCAGGUGAGCCAGCGUCCUGUCCAGCUACAGAUGCUGAAACUGCUUCAGAAGAUAGCCUUGAGAGCACUCCAGAUAUAAAACCUGAUCAGAAAGGCUCUAAAAGGAGACGCACAAAAGAGGAGGAAGAAGAAGAAGAAGAGGAGGAGGAGGAGGAGGAGGAUACUUCUGAUAGUGAUAGUGAUGGGUUGACACUGAAGGAACUGCAGAAUCGACUAAGAAAGAAACGUGUUGAACAGAAACCUGCACAGCUGACACUGAAGGAUAUACAGAACCGCCUGAGGAAAAGAAAUCCAGAGCAAGGUCCUACAGAAACAGACGAUGCCCAGUCUGAAAAACAAGUUGAGUCUGAGUUGCCUGUCGAACAAGAGCCUGAGACUGCAGACAGCACUGAGAUUGCGAGUCAAGUGGUUGUGUCUGAGGAAAACGCUGAAGAUCUUCAGGCUCAGAAGGAGGUCAAGCCUGCCCUUGGCACAAAAGGGGUCGCAGAUGAAGAGUCUGAAGAAGUGCCCAAAAGCAAACCUGAGUCUGAGAUUUAUGACCCAAACGCGCUCUAUUGUAUUUGUCGGCAGCCUCAUAACAACAGGUUUAUGAUUUGUUGCGAUAGAUGUGAGGAAUGGUUCCAUGGUGACUGCGUGGGUAUUUCUGAGGCUCGAGGGCGAUUGUUGGAAAGGAAUGGUGAGGACUAUAUCUGUCCAAACUGCACCAUUCUACAGGGACAGGAUGAGCCUGGUUCAGAAAUAGACCAGCAGGAAGCUAAAGCAGGACAAGCAAAUGUGGAUGGCACAGAAUUCACAAGCAUAGGAACAAUUGAACAAAAAUCUGUUGAGGACCAAGGAAUCAAGGGUAGGAUUGAAAAAGCUGCAAAUCCAAGUGGGAAGAAAAAACUAAAGAUAUUUCAACCUGUAAUGGAAGCUCCUGGUGCAUCGAAGUGCAUUGGUCCUGGCUGUUUCAAUUUGGCUCAGCCUGAUUCGGUGUAUUGCAGCAAUGACUGUAUUCUCAAACAUGCUGCAGCCACUAUGAAGUUUUUAAGUGCUGGUAAAGAUGCAAAACCAAAACCUAAAGAGAAGAUCAAACCAAAAUCUGAAAAACCUGGCGUGCCAAAAGUUCAACUACAGGCAGGUAUUAAGCCUCUUUCAAGCCAAAAGAGACAGUUUCCUGAGAAAAGAGAAGUGAAUAUGAAGAAAACUGUUUUGACAACUGCCAAGACUGAGGCAAACGCUCAACCAGUUGCUAAAGAGCCAGCAGCAGAAAACAGCACGCCGUCCUGGGCAAGCGAUCAUAAUUACAAUGCUGUAAAGCCUGAAGGGACUGCUGCCAUUUCAUCUUCACUGUUGUUCAAAUGUAUGUAUCGCAUAGGGAUAUACCUGAAAAAGACUUCAGUGAUGAAUAGAAGACAGCUUAGUGUGAUGAAGAACUCUUAUAUCAAAUGCAAGGAAGAACUUCAGAUUGCUAUUACUGAGACGUUUAAGAUGACUAGUUCAGACAUCUGGGUGUCUAAUGUUCGGACUGAAGGUCGCCUAGAGGAGGAGGCUGAGGACGGGAUUCUUCCAUAUCCGUAUUUCAAAAUGCCGCCUGCGUUCUUCCAGAGCAUCAAGCUGUGGUCUGCAGAUCCUUGUUUGUGA